AAUUAUUGUUUUAUAAAAUUUAUAUAAUUAUUAUAAUUAAUUAAUAUUUUAAAUAUGGAGAUGUAAAUUCGUUGUAAAAUUCCACGUUAAGUCCUCGUAACGUUUACGAGGAAUUUACAUGGAGUCGUUGUAAAGUCCUCGUAAAGUUUACAUCGACUUUACGUGGAAGCCUUACGUGGCUUUUACAACGAACUAUUACGAGGUAUUUACAUCGUCAUUUACGAGGGCAUUACGACGAAUAGUUUCCUUCCGCUUUACGAGGAAUUGACUUCCUCGUAAACGUAACUAGGACUUUACGACGAAACCUCCGUUACGACGAGCGUUUAACAACGAAACGCGUAUCGAUGUUAAUUCGUCGUAAAGCCCCUAUUACGACGAAUUUACAACGAAUACCGCCCUCGUAAAAAAUAUGUUUUCUUGUAGUGUCGGUGAAAAAGGAAGAAAGAGGGAGACGACAAGUCGGUGAAGAGAGAGAGAGAGAGACUGAGAAGCUCGUUUGAAGACUCGGACAUAGACAAAGGUGGAGAUUGUCGGGUUAGUUGUCGGGUUAGUUGUCUCUGAUCCUCAUCAUGGGCUAAACCGAAAAGCCCACAAGUCAUAACUAAAGGCCUGCGAAGAUUCUCAGCACCAAGACCCAUCUCUUUUAGGGUUAUUUGAGAUGCCCGUAUAAAAGAGGAAAAGGUGGGUGACUUGAAGAGGACGGCAACAACAUCAGAUUGUGGAGAGCAGGUGAAAGUUGAUUGUCUUGGUUAAAAGAUCGUCGUAGCAUACCUGAGCAUACAUCAAUCAAGUUAUAAGAACUAGAUAUAUAGUUCAUAGCUCUAUUAUUCGGUGUAGAAGUGAUUAGAGCUUUACUUCUCUUGUAUUACUCUUUGUACUUGAGAUAGUGGAUUGAAAGCGUAGUUCUUCCCCAGACGUACCGCAAAGGGAACUGGGUAACCAAAGCUUUGUGUCUUGUCUCCUAUACAACAAACAAACAAAUUGUAUCAAGGUUAAUUGAUCAAGCAUUAGCUAAACAAAUCUAGCUAAGGAACUAAGGUUUAAGACAGUAAUACAAUCUAAGACCUUACAAUAUAUUGGAGAAUUUAUUCUGGUUUUUUAAUAAUCAUGCAAAUUUAAAGUUGUUACUAAUUACGUACCAACACCAAAUUAUCCCAUUAUACUGUAGCAAAAAUGAUGUGUAAGUGUAUAUAAAUACUUGUGUAAUCCCAUCCUUAAUGAUUAAUUAAUUAUUACAAUAUCGAAUCCCUUGACUUCACUCAAACACGUUCACGAUGGCGUCAUCUGAUGCAACACAAGAUAUUAAUACUUACACGUAUAUAUACACACACAUAAGUACAUAUAUAUACGUGUAAAACAUGAGAUUCUAUUUGCGAAGUCUUUGUCUAUAUAAGUUCCAACUUUUCUCACAGUUGUGUCUUCUUUUCCUACCUCGCCGCUCUUCAACCAAAAUAAUCCCUAACUUUUGUUGGCACAACUUUUUCUUUCAAUGUCAGAAGAAUUUCAAGAAUCCGAGAUUACAUUUUCCGAUGAAUAUUUCAUGAGUAACAACGUCAAGAGUAGCAACAAAGAAAACACCAAAAGACAGCCGAUGGCCACGGAGAAGAAGUCAUCUCCGGUGAGAAUUCCGUCAAGAACUAUUUUACCGUGUACGGUUGAGGAGGAGGAUGAGGAGGGGAAGGAGAGUAUAACUCCUCCACAUGUCAUAAUCGGAAAACGAAGAACGGAAGCGCAAAUGGCGUUUUCCUUCUGUACCCUUAAAGGAAGAGACUUAAGUCGUCACCGGAACUCCGUUCUUAGGAUGACCGGUUUUUUGGAAGUUUAAUUGUUCCAAAAUAAAAUGAGAACCGAUCUGGUUUAGAUUGCUUUUGUUGUAUUUGUAUAAAACAGCUUUGAAGAUAACCGAAUGGAAUCACAAUUUUUUUUUUAAUAUGGUGAAAGAAAAGUUUAGUGUUGGGAAUAAUCUUCCAUUAUUUAAUAUUGUAAGAUGUUAACUUAAUAAUAACAAUUUCAUGUUAAAUUAUUGUUUGGUUUCUUGAGAAGAGGAAAACCAAUAAGAAUAAAAUCUUAGGUUAAGUCGAGUUAUGCUAUAUGAGUUUGCUUGUGAAGUAAUUGGUUUCUUGGCUUGUAGAUCUUGUAUUUGGUAGUUGAUAAAAAAAAAAGAGCUUGUAUUUGGUUCACAUUCAUGAGCCUUAAGAGCAUCCACAAUGGGUGAUAUCC
Molecule: messenger RNA, 2220 nt
Organism: Brassica napus (rape)
Lineage: Eukaryota; Viridiplantae; Streptophyta; Magnoliopsida; Brassicales; Brassicaceae
Exons: 1
Coding region: 1490-1825 (111 amino acids)
Source: RefSeq, a predicted model, not a curated record